This is a messenger RNA of Suillus paluster, 1221 nucleotides long. RefSeq lists its product as uncharacterized. The record is from RefSeq and is a predicted model, not a curated record. NCBI's taxonomy places the organism in Eukaryota, Fungi, Basidiomycota, Agaricomycetes, Boletales, Suillaceae. The coding region runs from base 145 to 813 and encodes 222 amino acids. The transcript has 2 exons.
CACCCCUGAUGAUCUACAAUCCCAAUCCACUGACCCCGGUCGUCAACGAUCAUCGUCAUCAUCAUCUGAAGAUACCGUCCGUGGUUCUGGUGAAGUUGAUGUAGAUCCAUCUCGUCCCCCCGCUAAUCAGUCAUCCGUCUAAUCAUGCGAACAUUAAGAAGCGCCCAAAAUUCAAGCCCUAUCAGCGCCCCCAGGCCAGUUCUCCGUCCAAGGCCAAUGCCCCUUCCCAGGCCAAUGCCCUGCCACAGGCCAAUGCUCCGUCCUCAGGUCGAUGAUGAUCCUAUCAUAGCAGGUCUCAUAUUCGCUGAAAAGUUUAUGGGGGAAUACCCGAAUACAGAUUACAUUAUCGAUGAUAUCCUAGAGGCCAAAGAGCUCUUCGAGCGUGGCAUGGAAAACGUGCCUGAUGGGGUCAUCGUUGAAGCUAUUUUCACGAAGCUAGCUGAUCGCAAAGCCAAGAACGCGCGAGCUCUGGCAUCACUUUGGGAGGCCGAGGCAAUUGAACGGCAUGGAGUGCUUCUUCACAAACUUCGCAAGGCUAAUGCUCAGAUGUAUGCCGAUAACCCUGCGGAAGCUUCCCGUAUCGAAAGCGUUUUGGUUAGAUGUAGCGUGAAGGAGCUCCAAGAUGACUUGGAAGCCAGCAACCUCGCAUAUUGUUACGAUAAGGGGGCGGCCGCUGUUGCAGAUUUACACUUUGAAGUCCUCAAGGAACUUGCUGCUUCGCGCAACUUGAAUCUGUCUGGAAAACGCUCGAAAGAUGCCUUGCAAGCCAAGCUCGUAGAGGGCGGGAAUUCCUUCCAAGUCCAAGUCCUCUGAUGGCUGAGGUGAUGCGAUCAUCAUACUCGAUCUUUCUUUGCAACACUGAUCAUGGUGCAAAAGGCUGCACCUUAUCCGUGUUCUGUGUAUUCCAUCGUUCCAUCGUUGUAAAUAUGUACAAGACGAUUCAAAAGACCUCGCGCUCUCUCGUGCACCUGACUCACGUCGUCCACCACGAGCGCAAAUCCAACUCUCACGUCUCGCAAGUUCAACCACAGGCGGAUGGCAAUGCGAUGGCUGUGGAUGGUGCUACUUGUGGUCGGGUGUCGAUGAGGCUUGCAGGGUUGUGCGAAGGGAGUGGUUGGUCAGUUUGGGGAUCUAUUAUUUAGAUGGUAGUGCUACAAUCUAGGCUUCUGAGGGAGGGAUCUUGUAUGAUUGUGCUUUCUUUUAGAUGUAUGAGAUAUGGAU